Molecule: messenger RNA, 4055 nt
Organism: Nilaparvata lugens (brown planthopper)
Lineage: Eukaryota; Metazoa; Arthropoda; Insecta; Hemiptera; Delphacidae
Product: MIF4G domain-containing protein B
Exons: 11
Coding region: 171-1514 (447 amino acids)
Biological process (GO): regulation of translational initiation
Cellular component (GO): cytosol
Molecular function (GO): translation activator activity; protein binding; RNA binding
Source: RefSeq, a predicted model, not a curated record
AUUUUUGAAACCUAGCGCCAUCUACAGGCCGCUCCAAUGAAACAGUUUCAUUCGAAAUGGAGUAGUGAAGUGGAAUUAGUUAGUUGUAAUUUUAAGUGUAAAUAUUUUAUUUGUUACUAUUUCACUUUUCCAGCGACACGAGAACGAAAGAGAUAUCUAGACCCUGCUGAAUGCAGGGCUGGAGUACGUCUCACUCCGAUCAUACGACGAAUAUUAUUAUACCCAACUACGAUCGAACAUUAUACUGGAAAUCAGAAAUGGCAGGACCGCACCAUGAAUUGAGAAGAAGCUAUACCCAGGUUGAGUUUGCCUUGCCACGGGACCGCCCUUUCAAUGUGAGGGCUCCCAAUAACAUUAUCUAUCGCCAUAAUAUGCCACCAUCAAUGGUCCAGGUCCCUGACAAACGAAGAUUCAGCGCCAUGCCAAGAGUGAGACAUGCGACGAUGGAGAUCUAUAGACCGCCUAGUGUUGCAGGUGUGAGGAUGGACGGUGGCUCCACGUCUCCCCCUGGAAGACUGAAUGUUCACGCAAAAGAAUUCACUAUGAACCGUGCAGAUCUAGCCACCUCCAGAUCAAGCGGUAACCUGGCUGUGAUGAAUGGUUACCAGGCUAUCAAUGGACGAGGAAUUCAGCAUUCGAAGAGCAGUGGCAAUGUACUUCAUGCUAUCAAUCAGUCUAAGUCCAGUGCAAAUAUCACACAAACUGCUCAGACCAAGAGCAAUUUGCAGAACAGAGUGCACUUCAGAGUCGAUUCUGAUAAAAGCGGUUUGAAAAGAUCGAAGAGUCUGAGCGCAAGUGACACGAAACAAGCAAUUGAAUCUACAAAAACGUUUAAUGCUCCGGUGCUCCCAGUCGGAGAUUUGGGAUCUUUCCCAAAGGAGAUGCAAGAUACCAUUCAAAAGGCACUUACUGAUCCGAAUGACUUGUCAGCAAGAACUAUCAUGCAACUUGUGAAAGUGAUCGUUGAGAAAGCCGUCGAAAAUCUAAGAUAUGCCGAUUCAGCAGCUAAAUUGUGCAUCAAUAUUAUUGAGAAGGAAAAGAAAGAAACGUUCCUGGAAUCGUUGCUGAAUAUGUGCCAGCUCUGGUAUCAGGAAAGAGAUAAAUUUCUCAUUUCACGUUACCCCACAUUCAUGGCCUUUCUGAACGAGAUGUACUGCCAGCUGAAGAGAAGCCAGUUGCAGCUGAAAACUCACUACGAUGGUGUUCCACCACCUUUGCUGCUUUUGAUGCUGUUGUCCAAGUGCUGUCAGGACUGCCUCAAGCCUCCUGCCAUUCAGUCUCCUUCUGAUACUGAAUGCCUGUUCUUCGUUCUUUCGUCAAUCGGCCGCGAUUUGGAGACGGAACUGCCGAAAGAGCUCGAACAGGUAUUGACGGGUGUGAGGGACGCAUUUCUGACCGCGGUCACAACUCCAGCCAUCAGAAAAACGCUACUGCAGCUAAUCGAAUUGUCAUCAGCAAAAUGGCAACUGCCUGCGUCUGCCGUAAUGUACUACUAUCCGGGCACUAUGAGAUAGAUAGGUAACAUUCUUUGUUGUUGUGAAAGUCAUGUAGUGGUAAAUAUCCAUAUCAAAUGAAAACAACUUGACAAUAUCAAGUUUUCAUUUAAGAUAGAUUGCAUAUUUGGACUUUCGACAAUUCCCAAUUUUUGACUAUAAAUACACACAGAAUCAACAUAAAUGUUUGUUUGUUGGCCUACAUGAAGUUUUUCAAAUUAUGAAUAGUUGAAGAGAUAAAUUAAAAAAAGAAUAUAAAAUGGAAUCUUGACGGUAAAGUGAUGUAUUCUCGAAGAAUCAAAAACUGACAUGAAUUUAUACUUCAAUUCAAACUAUAAUAAUUUGCGACUAUUCAAACUUAAUAAUUAUCAAAAACUGUUAUCUUUACAAACAUUUAAUGUUUGAAAUUUUCAUUGAUAAUAAUGUUAUUUCAAUUAAUCGUAACCUGUGAAAUAUGAUUGGUUACAUUACAUACAUUACGGAUAUGACUUAUGGGUUGGGAAAAAAUGUGAAAAUAUAUAUUAACUAUAUUGUAUUGUGUAUGCAUAGAUUGGCGACAGCAAGCAGCUAUUUCAAAGAUUUUUUCUGAAAUCUAUAGACAUAAAAAACAGUUCAGUUAAAGGAACAAACGUCAAUUAUCUUCUAUUCUUACACUUUUGUAAAUUUCUAUAAAUUGAUUACCUACCUAUACCGUACGUUUUUGUGAAUAAAGUGCCUUUUAAAGAGUGCCUUGAGUAAUGUUAGCAUCAUGUGCCAUUGCUUUUGAUGAUUCAAUUAUAAAUCCAACAGAAUCGUAGUAACUAAGUUGCUCAAUUAGAAAUAUGACAAGUUUAUAUUAUAACAGUAACAUGUGCCAAAAAAAUCUACUGUGUUUUUCAAUGUCUUCCUCGAAUUUUAAAAAUGUAUUUAAUAGCUACUGUUUGCAUCAAUAUUUUUGUGAAGCUAUCAAUUUAACACACUCGACUCUCUAGUGCUAAAAGCAAUUUAUUGAGUGUAUCAUGGGCUAUGUGCAAAACUUAUAAUAUACGCUAUUAUUAUAAAAAAAUGGCAUUGUCAACCAAAUAUUUUGGUGAUAUCAAAAGUUUCAGAGUAAUUUUAUUUGUUUAUAAGAUUUUACGUCAAUCUUUGGAGCCAUAUUAUGGAGUUAUUGAAAAUGUUACCCUUUAUUAUAUCAAAUAAUAUCUUCAUUUAUCAAUAUGUUUUUCUUGAGGAUUUAUUAUUUUAAAAGUACUUUUCUAACUUCAUACAUACAUAAUUUUUUUCAAAUAAUGAACAGCUAGGAAGAAGAAUAGUACAAAAACUAUCAACUUGAAAUCUUUACCGUGAAGUGGAAAAUAUUUCAAAUAUUGUUCAUGCUUUUUGACAAAAUCGUAUGUUUCAUGUUGUGAUAUAAUGAAACUCUGACAAUAUAUUAAUUCAUCAAAAUGAGUGAGAAAAUGAUUGAGAACUUGUAAACAGUCUCUUAUAGUGAUUCUUUUGAUUCACGGUAUUGUUUUCACUAUCGCUUUUAACUUUUAUUACAGUAAUUAUUUCAACUGGAAAGAAACCAUUGUGUAAAUUCAAUUUGUUUAUGUUUAUUCAAUUUGUCAGUGGAAAUAUUUCCAAUUGUGAGAAUUGGAGAUAUAUAAAUUCAGUAGCCUUUUUAGUGGUACACCAUUGACUAUUAACCAAAGUAGAGUUUUUUGUAGUCCUAAUACCUAGUCACUACCAGAGUAAUAUUAAUUCCUCCAUUUUUCUCUAAUCUAUUGAUUAAAUUAUUAUUUCGUUAGUAACAUUCUCAUCUAUUUCAAUUUGUAUAAAUUUGUCCUUAUUAGAAUCAAAAGUUUGUGUAGUAUUUUGUAUUGAAUAAUAUUGUAUUUCUAAACCAAAAAUAUCACACAACUUAGAAGUAAUUGGAUGGAUGUUGAUGUUUUAUUUCGUAAUAUAAUUUGAAUUUAAUGUGUAAUUGUCUCAUUGUGUUGUAAUUGCUACUAGUCAUUGUUUAGAUGCAUAUUUCAGCGUUAAAACAUGAAUAUUGGUUUGAUUUUUUUCGUUUACUAUGAAAGUAUUGCUAUUUUUUUAUAUUUCUAUAAGCCUAUAGGUUAAUAUAGAUUUUGCUACUUUAAUCUGUGAAUUUGAAUUAUGACAAACAUGUUCUCCUUUCAAGAAGUUUGUACAUUUUCUUGUUGCUGCAAGAAACUGUAUUUUAAGAUUGCGUAUUAAUAUGCCAAUUAUAUAUUAUUUACAAACAGAUACCGCAACUCACAAAGUUUUUGAGAAAUUGAAGCAAACUUUAUUUAUAGUGAUUAUAAUAUCCAGAUUGAUGAACUUCUCAAUCAAUCAUAAGUGCUAUUAUAAAAAUUGAAAAAAAUUGACUCAAAACUCGACUAUAUGCGAGAUUUGUAGUACAGUAUGUUUUUCCAAAAUCUGAAUAUAAAAAAUUGAAAAUGUAUCUAUGUACACGUAUUAUAAUUCUAAUACAUAAAUAUGGACACUCCUAACAAGCAUGUUAGAGAUGAAUAAUUAAUAAAAUAUUUUAUAUCUUGAAGAUGUUGAUUUUUCAUAAUAAAUAUUGGAAACUGA